GGGUUUAGUCAUCCAUUAGCCAUUGCAAACUCCAUAUAUAUAUCGCUUUGUUUUUUUCUUUCUUAUCUUUUGUAAUUUAAUAUCUUGUAACAUGGGAUUAGGAGAAAUGAGUAAGGACGUGACUAUGAAGGUGACGAUUAAGCUCUUAGCGAUGGCGAUUCUUGGGGGGACUAUGGUGAUUUGGAUCAUGAUGCCAACUUCUACUUACAAGAAGAUCUGGUUAACAUCCAUGCGUGCCAAGCUCGGCAAAACGACUACUUUCGGGAAACCAGGAGUGAAUCUUCUGGUUUAUAUGUUCCCGAUGAUUCUGCUGGCUUUUCUCGGAUGUAUCUACCUUCACUUGAAGAAGAAAACUAGUGUUGACCAAUUUCACAGUGUGUUGGAGAGGAAGAAGAGAGACAAGUUCGGUGCAUUGAGAAAACCAUUGUUAGUGAAGGGACCAUUAGGGAUAGUGACAGUGACCGAGGUUAUGUUCUUGACGAUGUUCAUGACUCUUCUUCUUUGGAGCUUAACCAAUUACUUUUAUUAUACUUUUGUCACCAUCACUCCUCAAUCAGCAGCAGUCCACGGAGAUAAAAUAAAACUGAAAAGAUGGGAAGCAAGACUGGAUUCAAUAUCAGUACGGUUAGGUGUAGCCGGGAACAUAUGCUUGGCGUUCUUGUUCUACCCGGUGGCUCGCGGCUCGUCGCUGCUGGCUGCAGUUGGGCUAACGUCAGAGUCAAGCAUCAAGUACCAUAUAUGGCUCGGCCACUUGGUCAUGACCUUAGUCACCAGCCAUGGCGUUUGUUACGUUAUCUAUUGGAUAUCCACAAAUCAAGUCUAUCAAAUGUUGGAGUGGGAUAGGACGGCUAUCUCGAAUUUAGCCGGGGAGAUAGCUUUAGUGGCCGGACUCCUGAUGUGGGCCACCACAUUUUCGGCAAUAAGAAGGAGAAUCUUCGAAGUCUUCUACUACACUCACCACCUCUACAUCAUCUUCAUGCUCUUCUUUGUCUUCCACGUUGGCAUCUCUUACUCGUUGAUCUCUUUACCCGGUUUCUACAUCUUCAUCGUCGAUCGUUUCUUGAGACUGAUCCAGUCGCAUAACAAUGUCAAGCUAGUCUCUGCUCGUGUCCUUCCUUGUGACACCGUCGAGCUCACUUUCUCCAAAAACCCUAUGCUGAUGUACAGCCCGACGAGUAUAUUGUUCGUGAACAUACCGAGUAUUUCCAAGCUUCAGUGGCAUCCAUUUACGAUAACUUCUAGUAGUAAACUCGAACCAGAGAAGCUAAGUGUUAUGAUAAAGGGCCAAGGCAAAUGGUCCACUAAGCUUUACCAGAUGCUUUCUUCUUCUGAUCAGAUCGACCGCCUCACUGUUUCCGUUGAAGGACCAUACGGCCCUACUUCCACUGACUUCUUACGACAUGACUCUCUAGUUAUGGUGAGUGGAGGUAGUGGGAUUACACCGUUCAUAUCCAUAAUCCGAGACCUAAUCUACUUAAGCUCAACUAGCACUUGUCAAAUCCCCAAAAUGACGCUAAUCUGUGCGUUUAAGCACUCCUCUGACCUCUCCAUGCUCGACCUAAUCUUACCCAUCUCCAGUGAGAUCUCCUCGUUUUUAGAUAUACAGAUCAAAGCCUUCGUCACCCGAGAGACAGAAUCAACUCACAACAAGAACAUCAUCAAACCUCUCUGUUUCAAACCAUAUGUCUCAGACAACCCCAUCUCACCUAUACUUGGACCCAACUCAUGGCUCUGUCUCGCCACCAUCCUCUCUUCUUCAUUCAUGAUCUUUAUUAUCAUCAUCGGAAUUAUCACGAGAUAUCACAUUUACCCAAUUGAUCAAGGCUUGAAUAAGUACACAUCGGCUUAUAAAUCUAUCAUCUACCUUCUAGCAAUCUCCGUUAGCGUGGUGGCUACGUCUUCAAUCGUUGUGUUUUCUAACAAAAAGCAGUACUGUACAAAAAAUGACCAAGUUGUCGAAGGUUUGUCUCCAUUGGUGACGGAAAGCUCUCCACAACAGUUGCUGUCGCAAUCCACCAGCAUUCAUUACGGAGAAAGGCCUAAUCUUAACAUUCAUUGUGUGAAAGCAGAGCUUCUAGUAGGUUUAAAAGGUUCGAGCGUGGGAGUUCUUGUGUGUGGUCCGAGGAAGAUGAGGCAAGAGGUUGCAAAGAUAUGCUCAUUUCGUUCGCCUGAGAAUCUUCAGUUUGAAUCUAUUAGCUUCAGCUGGUGAAUGAUUUUAAUUGAUAUUGAUAUUAUGUAACAGUUGUUUUGCUUGCAAAAAUAAGUAAGAGUGGUUUAGAUAGUACUA
Molecule: messenger RNA, 2287 nt
Organism: Brassica oleracea var. oleracea
Lineage: Eukaryota; Viridiplantae; Streptophyta; Magnoliopsida; Brassicales; Brassicaceae
Product: probable ferric reduction oxidase 1
Exons: 8
Coding region: 92-2209 (705 amino acids)
Cellular component (GO): plasma membrane
Molecular function (GO): oxidoreductase activity
Source: RefSeq, a predicted model, not a curated record